This is a messenger RNA of Enterobius vermicularis (human pinworm), 1653 nucleotides long. Lineage: Eukaryota; Metazoa; Nematoda; Chromadorea; Rhabditida; Oxyuridae. The record is from the annotation of a GenBank genome assembly.
AUGGUGUGCUACCGACAGCUGAAAAACUGGUUGAUAGCUGAUAUAUUGCAUCCUUUUCAAAAAGGAGAAGAAGAGGAACGCAAAAUUUUGUGGAAAACUCUCAAACACUUUUUACAGACUGUAGUUUUACGAAACAUAGCGAUUAAUCCAAACUGGACCGGUUUGAUUAUCACUUGUCAAGCGUCAUUUACCAUUGGCGGUGUUGUUGACACCAAUGAUUCCGGGCAAACGACAAUUGAAGUACGCUAUUUGCGAAAUCCACGAGUGGUUUAUCAGUCUGGGCGUGGACCAGUUCUUAUCAAUCAAGCCUACAGAUUUUAUGUGGAAUGCUUGCGCACAAUUGAGGGCAGGUGUCAACAGAGCGGUCCGCCAAAGAUAAUACAUUGUGCUGUUGAUGCCCAGCCGCAAGCCACUGUAUUUAAAUGGCUAAAAAAUGGAGUAGCGACGAGUGGUAAUGGAGCUGAGAUGACAAUUAAUGCUGACAUGAUCGGAAGAUCAAUUCAGUGUGCUGCUAACAAUGGUUUGUACGGUGAAAGUGAAAUGCCAACCUCUCAAGCCGUACUUAUUGACGUUUACACUCCAGCUCGGUUAGUGCAAACGAAUUUUCAAGAACUGCAGGCGAAAGAGGGGCUAUUUAGCAAUGGAAACAGGAUAGCAAUUAGCAAAGAUUUCGUUAUGGAAUGUGUUGUCGAAGGUACACCACGUCCGGAGGUGUUCUGGCGGCUAAGGAAGAACAAUGGCGAUGUCGUUUACGCAGACUGCAUACAUCCUCAGUACGCUAUUGAAAAUGGAAUACGGGAACAAAGAACUUCACAACCAGUUUUCGGCGAAAUUUCAAGAUUAAAGGCAGUCUGCCCAAUACGGAUACAGAAUUAUUCUUUUACUGGUCAGUAUUGGUGUGCCGCGUGUUCUCGUGUUGCUGAAGAAACUCAUGAGUGUAGUCCGUCUCUUGAUGUUCCUGGCACCUCAGUUCUCAAUGUCCAGGUCGAAGGUGCACCUAUGGAAUCUGAUUCUCCCUCAACAAUAGAUCAACAGUAUGAUACCAAAGACGCUGUUGUAACAGUACAUUACUGUUCGGAACCUGAACCAAACCCCCCACGAGAUAUAAUAUUUUCUGUAGAUGAGCAUGAAAUACAAAUAGAGCAGAGCUGGCAAAACUUUAGAUUUGAAGGUGCAACAAGAAACAACACGGUUCCUAAUUGUUACCUCGCCAGUAUCAGCGUCCCGCUGAAAACCUUAUUGGGUGGAGAAGGAGUCAGUUCCAGUUCAUUUCCAGCUUGGGCUAUCGUCCUCUUAUGCAUCCUCGGUGUUAUCAUAUUGCUAGCGAUCUUCCUUUAUUUUUGUGUGCGGCGGAGCUUAUUUUGCUUCAAUAGUAAGGGCUAUUCACGUUCUUUCGGAUCUCAUUCAGAAACUGCCGUUCUGCUAUUCGAUUUUUUAAGUUUAAUUAUGAUUAUUAGCCUUACCUUAGUUCUACUAUCUGGUAGAUAUGAUGUUAAAGAACAAAGUUGCAGUCUAAAUGUUCGAGAAGCCUACGUGGAUGACGCUCCACGUCCGAUCUAUCAAUCUUCUGGGCAACCAGCAGAGGUAAUACGGUGUGAAAGUCGUACCGAUUCCGCCUGCCAACUGUAUUUGAGCAAGGAGGCGGUUGUUUGA